Molecule: messenger RNA, 1654 nt
Organism: Enhydra lutris kenyoni (northern sea otter)
Lineage: Eukaryota; Metazoa; Chordata; Mammalia; Carnivora; Mustelidae
Gene: PDE1B
Product: phosphodiesterase 1B
Exons: 15
Coding region: 1-1608 (535 amino acids)
Biological process (GO): signal transduction
Molecular function (GO): 3',5'-cyclic-nucleotide phosphodiesterase activity
Source: RefSeq, a predicted model, not a curated record
AUGGAGCUGUCCCCCCGCAGCCCUCCCGAGAUGCUGGAGUCGGAUUGCCCGUCACCUCUGGAGCUGAAGUCAGCCCCCAGCAAGAAGAUGUGGAUUAAGCUUCGGUCUCUGUUGCGCUACAUGGUGAAGCAGCUGGAGAAUGGGGAGGUAAACAUUGAGGAGCUGAAGAAAAACUUGGAGUACACAGCUUCUCUGCUGGAGGCCGUCUACAUAGAUGAGACACGGCAAAUCUUGGACACGGAGGAUGAGCUGCAGGAGCUGCGGUCAGAUGCUGUGCCUUCGGAGGUGCGGGACUGGCUGGCCUCGACCUUCACCCAGCAGGCCCGGGCCAAAGGCCGCCGCGCCGAGGAGAAGCCCAAGUUCCGGAGCAUCGUGCAUGCGGUGCAGGCUGGGAUCUUCGUGGAACGGAUGUUCCGGAGAACAUAUACCUCUGUGAGCCCCACCUAUUCCACUGUGGUUCUCAACUGUCUCAAGAACCUGGACCUCUGGUGCUUUGAUGUUUUUUCCUUGAACCGGGCAGCAGAUGACCAUGCCCUGAGGACCAUUGUUUUUGAGUUACUGACUCGGCAUAACCUCAUCAGCCGCUUUAAGAUUCCCACUGUGUUUUUGAUGACUUUCCUGGAGGCCCUGGAGACAGGCUAUGGGAAGUACAAGAACCCUUACCACAACCAGAUCCAUGCAGCUGAUGUGACCCAGACAGUCCAUUGCUUCUUGCUCCGCACUGGGAUGGUGCAUUGCCUAUCGGAGAUCGAGGUCUUAGCCAUCAUCUUCGCCGCAGCCAUCCAUGACUACGAGCACACAGGCACUACCAACAGCUUCCACAUCCAGACCAAGUCAGAGUGUGCCAUCCUGUACAACGACCGCUCAGUGCUGGAGAAUCACCACAUCAGCUCUGUCUUCCGAAUGAUGCAGGAUGACGAGAUGAACAUCUUCAUCAACCUCACCAAGGAUGAGUUUGUAGAGCUCCGGGCCCUGGUCAUCGAGAUGGUGUUGGCCACCGACAUGUCCUGCCAUUUCCAGCAAGUGAAGUGCAUGAAGACAGCCUUGCAGCAGCUGGAGAGGAUUGACAAGUCCAAGGCCCUGUCUCUGCUGCUCCAUGCUGCCGACAUCAGCCACCCAACCAAGCAGUGGUCGGUCCACAGCCGCUGGACCAAGGCCCUUAUGGAGGAGUUCUUCCGUCAGGGUGACAAAGAGGCAGAGCUGGGGCUGCCCUUUUCUCCGCUGUGUGAUCGCACUUCCACUCUGGUGGCACAGUCGCAGAUUGGUUUCAUCGACUUCAUCGUGGAGCCAACCUUCUCUGUGCUGACUGAUGUGGCCGAGAAGAGCGUCCAGCCCCUGGCGGAUGAGGACUCAAAGUCUAAGAGCCAGCCCAGUUCCCAGUGGCGCCAACCCUCUCUGGAUGUGGAAGUAGGAGACCCCAACCCUGAUGUGGUCAGCUUCCGCUCUACCUGGACCAAAUACAUUCAGGAGAACAAGCAGAAAUGGAAGGAACGGGCAGCAAGUGGUGUCACCAACCAGAUGUCCAUUGAUGAACUGUCCCCCUGUGAGGAAGAGGCCCUGCCCUCCCCCGCUGAGGAUGAACACAACCAGAAUGGGAAUCUGGACUAGCCUGGGGCUGGCCCAUGUCCUCAAUGCGUCCAAAGUGUUCAAUGUC